This is a messenger RNA of Morone saxatilis (striped sea-bass), 3050 nucleotides long. RefSeq names its product leucine rich repeat and Ig domain containing 2 (gene lingo2). Gene Ontology annotation, cellular component: plasma membrane. The record is from RefSeq and is a predicted model, not a curated record. Gene Ontology annotation, molecular function: protein binding. Lineage: Eukaryota; Metazoa; Chordata; Actinopteri; Moronidae. The transcript is spliced from 2 exons. The coding region runs from base 98 to 1939 and encodes 613 amino acids.
AAAAGACUGAAAAUAGGGACGACCAGAGCAAAAGAAGAGAGAAAAGAACAGGCCAUGGCUGAGGGGAUGAUUGCUUCUCAAAGUGAACCGUGACAGAAUGGUCGACUGUAUGAGCAAAGUCAUGCUGCACACGGUUGUCUCAUGCUGGCAACCAUUCCUGGGACUGGCCCUUGUGGCUGUCUUUGUGGGUUCUACCCUGGGAUGUCCCUCGCGCUGCGAGUGUUCAGCGCAGAGCAAGGCAGUUGUCUGUCACCGCAAGCGCAUGCCCAGCAUCCCAGAUGGCGUCCCAACUGAGACCAGGAUCCUGGACCUGAGUAAGAACAAGCUCACAAUGAUCAACCCUGAUGACUUUAUUGCCUUUCCUGGACUUGAGGAACUUGACCUCAGUGGAAAUAUUAUCAGUUAUGUUGAGCCUGGAGCUUUCAACGCCCUGUUUAACAUGCAUUCACUCAGUCUCAAGAGCAAUCGUAUCAAACUCAUUCCUCUGGGCGUCUUCACAGGCCUAACAAAUCUUACCCGACUGGAUAUAAGUGACAACAAGAUCGUCAUCCUCCUGGAUUACAUGUUCCAGGACCUGCACAAUCUUAAAUUUUUGGAAGUGGGUGACAAUGAUCUGGUUUACAUUUCUCACCGUGCAUUUAGUGGACUUUUAAGCCUGGAGAUUCUAACCUUAGAAAGGUGCAACCUUACAGUUGUACCCACUGAGGCCCUUUCCCACCUGCAUAACCUGGUCAGCCUCCAUCUACGAUACCUCAGCAUCAGCACUUUGCAUCCUUACUCCUUCAAAAAGCUGUUCCGGCUGCGGCAUUUAGAAAUUGAUAAUUGGCCUUCACUAGACCAUGUGCCAGCCAAUACCCUGCAUGGCCUCAACCUGACCACUCUGUUCAUAACCAACACCAACUUGUCCUCCUUCCCUUAUCAAGCCCUAAAGCAUCUGCCCUACCUGACACACCUCAACUUGUCCUACAACCGCAUCAGGCACAUUGAAGGGGGGAUGAUGAUGGAACUGGUUCGGCUUAAAGAGCUCCAUCUCGUUGGAUCUCAGCUAACCACCAUUGAACCGUAUGCCUUUCAGGGCCUGCGGGGGCUCAAAGUCCUCAAUGUCUCUCACAACCGACUGGAUACACUGGAAAAGGGUGUUUUUCAGUCUCCUGAGGCUCUGGAGGUUCUUCUUAUUGACAACAACCCCCUGGUGUGCGACUGUCGUCUCAUGUGGAUCCUACAGAAAAGGCAUUCCAUCUUCUUCGGGGAUUCACAACCAGAAUGCAGCACACCUGAAGGUAUUCGUGGAAGGCCUUUUAAGGAAUUUAAAGAGACUCUCCUGUCUUAUUAUGUGACAUGUACCAAGCCAAAAAUUCGGGAGAAUAAAACACAAACGAUCACUGUGGAUGAGGGCCAGCAGGCAAUGCUGCGCUGCAGUGCUGAGGGGACUCCAAGGCCUGUUGUGUCCUGGUUGUCCCCACGCCGACGAGUUUUGACAAGUAGGAGCCACGGUAGAGUAACCGUCCACAUUAAUGGUACACUGGAGAUCAAGUCAGCGGAGGUACAAGACAGCGGAGUGUACCUUUGCCUUGCCUCCAACACUGCUGGGAAUGACACCCUGAUGACUUCACUGGCGGUGAAAAGUUUGGGAUCGCUGUACGCCAACAGGACCCAGUACUACACAGAUCCCAGCAAUACCACUGCCAAUGGAACGGCCGGUGUGACCCUCGGCUUAGACCUAAAGACUAUUUUAGUGUCAACAGCUAUGGGUUGUUUUACGUUCCUGGGAGUGGUCUUGUUUUGUUUCCUGCUCCUUUUCGUUUGGAGCAGAGGAAAAGGAAAACAUAAAAACAACAUAGAUGUUGAAUAUGUGCCUCGGUCAAAGUCUAACGGCACUAACGUUGACUCGGCAGAGGGACAAGCUGGUCCUCGUCGUUUUAACAUGAAAAUGAUGUGACUUCUUUAAUAGAUCCAAGAUUCUGGAUUGUAAAAAUGCCCAAAGUACAAUGUAUUUUUUUGAAAAACCGGACUACUGAACUUCCCACUGCAGCAGGGAGAAUGGUAGUGAAAAUGUUUGGAGCAUCAUAACAAGAUGAGCAGUACUUUAAAUCACUGGAACUUGACAUAAUGCUUGGAUACUAUGUUUGAAAUACUAAAAAUCGUAGUAGGACAUUCUCUUACAUAAUUGCCAGCGGGCAACUUCUUCAAUGUGGAUGAGGAGUGAAAACUGUUGCUAACCCCAACCCUAACUGUUGUUGGGGACCUGACGGGAAUAGGUGUCAUCUAUCAGCUUUUUGAAAUUUAUAUGCCCAAAUGGAACAUUGUAGUUUUGGGUUGGAUCUACAGACUCAGCUGAACCAUGUACAGUACAAAUUUGUAUCUAAGCUAUUAACCUACUUUGUUUAGUCUUGCGCCAUGCUUAUUCACUGAAGAAAUCAAUGAGACAGACCAUCAUUUCCUAUGUUCAAUAAUUUGCAUAUGUGUACCUAAUGCUUCAUUAUGUACAUGUAUGUGCACAUUAAUUCAAAAGAACUAUUCAUAGCAAUAUUCAUGGGAUGCAUUAGCCAAAAUUGAUAUACCCCCAUAUGUUCAGCAAGAAUAUUCUUCAGACUUUUGAAGUUUCCAUGGAUUCAGGAAGGGCUCCUAUGGGUGAUUAUCUGUACCUGCUCCCCAAAUUGACUCCCAGAUAUGAUUUAAUAUAUAUUAUUUAUCAAUAAAAAUGAAGAAAAAAAUGUUUUAUUUAUGAAACAUGUUGAGCAUUUUACAAAAAUCAGUCCUUAAACACUGUUCAGGAUCUAUCAUAACACUUGGAUCAUCAUAAAGAUGACCCUGGUCAAAGUACCUACAUGAACCACCUUUUUGUCCUAUUUUUGUGUCUUUUUAUUACUUUAACUGUACCUUUGCUGGUUGGCAAAAUACAUGUGUCAAUUUUACUACAGUGACAUUUGCUUAAUUUUCCCCAGUAGGAAAUUUGGACUUUGUUGUGGUAGUUCCUCAUUUUGUUGUUGAAUCAUUUAGAUUGUGAAAACUUCAAAGUAAAAGUAAAAAAAAAUGUACGUGAAAUAAAU